Molecule: messenger RNA, 1650 nt
Organism: Aspergillus steynii IBT 23096
Lineage: Eukaryota; Fungi; Ascomycota; Eurotiomycetes; Eurotiales; Aspergillaceae
Exons: 6
Coding region: 96-1559 (487 amino acids)
Cellular component (GO): cytosol; mitochondrion
Molecular function (GO): peptidyl-tRNA hydrolase activity
Source: RefSeq, a predicted model, not a curated record
CUCGUCUUCCUCGCUGCCUGCUGUCCGUACUUUGGCCUCCUGAAUCGUCCAUUUCCCUCCCAAAGUGCGCCCAUUUCAUCAUCUCCCCAGCAACCAUGCGCUUCCUUCAGCUGCUCCCCGUCCUCCCAGCUUUGGCUGCCGCGCAAGAACAGGUCCCCAUCGGCGACCGUGUUCAGGGCUGGUUCAACAAGGCCAAGUCCUACCUGCCAACCGCCACCCCCGUGAUCCCUACGGUCGAAAAGGUGGUUGAGCAGAAGCUUCAGGAGAAGGUGGUCACCAACUUCAACCUGAGCAACUGGCAGACUCUCCUCGAGCCGUCCUCGGAUCCCCAGAACUGGCUCCUUUAUAUCACUGGUGGAAACAAGACCUGCUUCGGACGCUGUGGCCAAGCGGACAAAUCGUUCAAUGAAUCCGUUCUCCUGUUCUCUGCCGAUCCUACCGCUCCCAACUUGGGUCGCCUGGACUGCGAAUCGAACCAGGUUCUUUGCUCCAUCUGGUCUGCCGGUGCCCCGUCCGUCUGGCACUUCCAGGUUCCCCAGGCCCAGCUUGGCGAGGAACGACCUCCCACCACGCUCCACACCGUGAACCUGAACACCACCACCGUGACCGCCGAGACGAUCUACAAGGUCCACUCCGAGAAGACGUACGAGAACAAGCCCGCCUACGAGGGUGCCUUCCACCCCACGGAUGGCUGGCUUGCCCAGAACGGACUUUUGAUCCCGGCCGGCUACAUCAUCUACGGAUUCAGUGCGAUCCCUAGCUGGCUGUUCAUGAUUGGUAUCAGUUUCUUCAGCCGUACCAUGAUAUACAUAUUUGGAUCAACGUUUGUGUGGAUUCAUAUACUGCCUUGUGAGACAAGCAGUGCUAUUCAACCCUUUUUGAGUCAACUCAACAACACUCGAGAUCAUCCUCCCAAAUCCCUCAAAAUGGCCGACCUCGAUCGCCUCCCCCCGUCAACGACGGCCUACGUGGUUGCGACAGCCAUCAUCGCCGGCGUCACCGGCUACUUCCUCGGCCAGGGCUCCUCGCUCGGCCUCUUCUCGACCAAAGAGAAGGAAGGCUGGCCGAACAGCUACAACGUGAAGGUGCACCGGGACUCGUCCGACGAGGAGGGCGACGACGAAGACGACGACGAGGAAGAGGAGGAGGAUAGCGAGGAAGAAGGCGACGGCGGCGAAUUGGCCAGCUUCGAGAACAACAAUGAAGAAGUGAAGCUGGUGCUGGUGGUCCGGACGGAUCUGGGCAUGACGAAGGGAAAAAUCGCCGCCCAAUGCUCCCAUGCCACCCUUGCCUGCUACAAAUACCUCACAGCCUACACGCCCAACUCGCCGAUCCUGCGCCGCUGGGAACGACAGGGCCAAGCGAAGAUUGCGCUGCAGAUCAAGUCCGAGGAGGAGCUGCAAUUACUGCAGGCGCAGGCCAUCAGUCUCGGCCUUUGCGCGCGGGUGAUCCAGGAUGCCGGACGGACUCAGAUCGCCAGUGGAAGUCGCACGGUGCUGGGGGUUCUGGGACCCAAGAGCGUGGUGGAUGGCGUUACGGGACACUUGAAGUUGCUGUAGAUGGAGAGGGAGGGACAUGCAUGUAUUAUAUCAUAGCGAGGGAACGAAUUUUCUUUCUUACGCCGAUUCGGUGGCUCAACGCAAUGAAAUC